Linnemannia hyalina is the source of this 1695-nucleotide messenger RNA. The record is from the annotation of a GenBank genome assembly. NCBI's taxonomy places the organism in Eukaryota, Fungi, Mortierellomycota, Mortierellomycetes, Mortierellales, Mortierellaceae.
AUGCCGGCCAGCACAAAGGUGUUCGACAUCCUCGAACUGGUAGCACACAUCGCCGACCAUCUCAAUCAACACGACCUCGCAACUUGCUGUCUCGUCUCCCAUUCCUUCUUCGACACCUUUACCCCUCACCUCUGGCACUCAAUCACCUUCCAACGAUUCGACUCCGUCCCCAAAUUCCAGUCCCCCGAGGGGCAAGCAGGACUUCUCCGCAACGGACGCCAUAUCCGAGUCAUCAGAGCACACAGCCUCGAUGUUCUGGAACCGUUCCUGGGCUAUGGCAAGACAUGCACCAACCUUAUCUGUCUGGACUCUGAGCAAGGAGUUGUGUUGUCAGGUUGGCGAGAGUCACUUAGAGCUGGACAGAAGCAGGUCAAGGGCAAUCGUUUCCUGCAUCCUUUCAAGGAAAGGCCCUCCAUUGGUGUCAGACAUGCCAAUAAUAUCAAGGUGCUGCUGUCGAUCAUUCGUCGCAAUCCGGGCUUGCAGUCUUUGAUUCUCCCGGUGUUUUGUUUCGAGAGCGAGGAACUCGUCAAGGCCAUAUCGCAAACGCUCCUAGAGCUGAGGGAACUAUUUAACACCAAUACGACGGCAUCGACGACUGGAGCCCUUCAGUUGUCGGAACUCAAAGAUGUCACAGGUUCGAUUCUCUCGACGAUGAUGUUCCGUUCGACGCCACUCCUCCAAAAGUACCCCAGACUGGCGGAGCUUGAGCGCGACAAGUUCUCGGGAAUCAACCAGGAAGCAAUCCAGGAUAUCAGGACAACAAGCGAGCGUCUGCCGUACAUUCAGAUCCGCAGUGGCGACUCGUAUGGGAUCAACCUUAUGUUGAAUGCGGCAUCGGGGUUGAAGGGAAUCCAUCUUCUUUUGGGCGACGAGGAGGAAGGCAAUUACGACAUUGGUGAUAUCAACCAGGAGGCGUUUCUGAAGCAUGCGCCGACGUUGGAGUGUUUGGAUGUUCUUGGAUACGACUUCGAUGCGCAGAUCUUGAACGCCAUCCUGCGCUCCAGUCCGAAUCUGGAGAUUGUCAGGGCCAUUGGGGAAAACUAUGAAGGCUACAAUUCACCCACGGCAGAGGUGAAACUCGACGCAUCCAAGGACUUUUUCUCCCUUGGGCUAGCAGUUCGCUGGAGGUAUUUGAAUGCUCGAUUGGUGGCGUUCCUCGGCCGGAUGUUAGCCUUGCUGAUUAUCGACGACACUGACGACGGCAUUCGCAAUAGGGACAUCUUUGCCGUUCAGGAUACCGACCAAGACCCACCACCGGCGGUAUCAGUACAGGAGCUAUCGCCAGCCCAGUUAGAGAGUUAUGCAGUCCAGAGGCAAGUCCUGGCGCAACUAGGCAGAUUAACCUACCUGCGCGAGUUGCGCUUUGGUGCUCCCAAUGUGUAUGACCCCGAAUGUUUGCUGUUGAGGAUGAGGGGGAUGCAGAUGAUGGUGAUUGACGAGUGUAUGCAGACGGGAUGCUUAGUGUUUUCACUUGAUAGUGGACUUGAGGAGUCGGCCGGGUUCAAGGAGUUGGAGGUGUUCGAUGUGAAUCCUUUGGCGCAUCGGAUUGGCGUACCUGAGGUGCAGUGGAUGGUUGCCCAUUGGCCCAAGCUGAAGGCGAUUCGUGGUCCAAAGUACAUAGAAUAUAUUCAUGAGUUCGGAGGAAGGAUUCCAGGUAUUGGAGUUAUGAAGAGUGAGAUGGAUGCGAGAACAUAG